Molecule: messenger RNA, 942 nt
Organism: Diplodia corticola
Lineage: Eukaryota; Fungi; Ascomycota; Dothideomycetes; Botryosphaeriales; Botryosphaeriaceae
Product: catechol dioxygenase
Exons: 3
Coding region: 1-942 (313 amino acids)
Biological process (GO): catechol-containing compound metabolic process
Molecular function (GO): catechol 1,2-dioxygenase activity; ferric iron binding
Source: RefSeq, a predicted model, not a curated record
AUGGCUCCCAACGGCACCGCCCCGGCGAACCACCGCUUCGACCCCAACUUCACCCAGAAUGUCAUCAACGCUACCGGUCCCAAGGCCACGCCGCGGGUAAGGCAGGUCAUUGGCAGCGCCAUCCAGCACCUCCACGACUGGGCCCGCGAGAACGAGCUCACCGUCGACGAGUGGAUGCAAGGUCUGGAGCUGAUCAACGAAGCCGGCCGCAUGUCCAACGACCGCCGCAACGAAGGCCAGCUCGUCUGCGACAUCCUGGGCCUCGAGUCCCUCGUCGACGAAAUCACGUACAAGCUGGCAGCCGAAGCGGAGGACGCGCCCACGGCCACGGCCAUCCUGGGUCCCUUUUACCGCAAGGACUCGCCGCAAUACCCCAUGGGCGGCAACAUCGUGCAGGGCAAGGAGGGCGAGCACGGCGACCGCACCUGGAUGCACGGCAGGGUCAUGGACUUCACCACGGGCAAGCCCAUCGCCAACGCCCAGCUGGAGGUGUGGCACACGGCGCCCAACGGCCUGUACGAGCAGCAGGACCCGGACCAGCCCGACUUCAACCUCCGCGGCCGCUUCGUCACCGGCCCGAGCGGCGAAUACGACUUCUACUGCCUGCGGCCCGUCCCCUACCCCAUCCCGUACGACGGCCCGGCCGGUGUGCUGCUCACGGCGCUGGACAGACACCCCAUGCGGCCGGCGCACAUCCACUUCCUGGUGUCGGCACCCGGCUACAAGCCCAUCGUGACGCAGGUGUUCGACAGGAACGACAAGCACCUCGAGGACGACUCGGUGUUUGCGGUCAAGGAUUCGCUGAUCAUCGACUUCAAGGAGAAGAAGGGCGAUCCCAAGGCCGACUUCGAGGUGACGUACGACUUUAGGCUGGCCAGCUUCGACGAGGCGAAGAAGCAGUCAGUGGCCGGCGCCACGCAGCCGUCCACUGCUGGCGCGUGA